Messenger RNA from Chroicocephalus ridibundus (black-headed gull), 3458 nucleotides. RefSeq names its product major facilitator superfamily domain containing 8 (gene MFSD8). Gene Ontology annotation, cellular component: lysosomal membrane. The transcript is spliced from 12 exons. NCBI's taxonomy places the organism in Eukaryota, Metazoa, Chordata, Aves, Charadriiformes, Laridae. Gene Ontology annotation, molecular function: transmembrane transporter activity. Gene Ontology annotation, biological process: transmembrane transport. The record is from RefSeq and is a predicted model, not a curated record. The coding region runs from base 300 to 1718 and encodes 472 amino acids.
CAGGGAUGUUGUGGAAACACAAGAGCAUUAUAAGAGCAGGUGGCGAUCCAUCUGGAUUAUGUAUCUUACCAUGUUUCUCAGUAGUGUAGGUUUCUCAAUUGUAAUUAUGUCUGUGUGGCCAUAUCUCCAAAAGGGUUUUACUGCUCCUGGAAUUGUAGAAGGCAGUUUCAAAUGCAACUGUGGAAGAACAUGUCCUGGGCAGGGUCCUGGAGGUAUUGUUAAAAUUGAGGCUGGUGCUGAAUUCUUGGAGAAGAAAAGAAAACGUGUCAUUAGCCUUGUAAAUCAGGACAGACUCAGGCAUGUGCAGAGAUGACUUAGGUGACUCCUUGCUCCUGAUUGAUCCGACAGCAGAUGCGAGUUUCUUGGGCUGGAUUAUAGCUUCAUAUAGCAUUGGCCAAAUGGUUGCCUCUCCCCUGUUUGGCUUGUGGUCCAAUUACAGGCCAAGGAGAGAACCUCUCGUUGUUUCAACUACUAUUUCAGUAGCUGCUAAUUGUCUUUAUGCCUACGUCCAUUUACCUCAUUCACACAACAAAUACUACAUGCUGACUGCACGUGCUCUUGUAGGAUUUGGAGCAGGAAACGUGGCUGUAGUUCGAUCGUAUAUUGCAGGUGCCACUUCUCUUACAGAAAGAACAAGUGCCAUGGCCAAUACCAGUGCCUGCCAAGCAGUUGGCUUCAUAUUAGGACCGGUUUUUCAGACAUGUUUUACACUUAUUGGAGAAGAAGGAAUAACAUGGAAAUUAAUUCGUCUUCAGCUGAAUAUGUAUACGGCACCAGUUUUAUUUGGAGCUCUCUUAGGAGUUAUUAAUAUUGUUCUCAUCUUUGCCAUAUUCAGAGAGCAUCGAGUGGAUGACAUGGGACGGCAAUGCAAAAGUAUCAAUUCUGAAGGAGAAGAAAGUGGUGGUCUGGAUCAGGACGCAGAAGGAAACGUUGACCAUGUUGCUGUGGUAGCAAUCAAUUUUCUUUUCUUUGUCAUCUUAUUUGUGUUUGCUGUCUUUGAAACUAUAGCUACUCCGUUGACGAUGGAUAUGUAUUCCUGGACCAGGAAAGAAGCUGUUUUUUAUAAUGGAAUAAUCCUUAGCGUGGUUGGCAUUGAAUCGGUUAUUGUGUUCAUGGUGGUUAAAAUGCUAUCUAAAAAGACUGGUGAGCGUGCCAUACUCCAUGGAGGCUUACUGAUUGUCUUGGUUGGAUUCUUUAUCUUACUGCCUUGGGGGAAAAAACUACCAAAUAUCCAGUGGCAAGAAAUAAAGAAUAACUCCAUUCCCAGAACAACUUCCACUGAAAUGUUAAUGCCUUUCUGGAGUUUGGAAGCCCUGCAGCUUCCGUCCAACCACACAGUGGAACCCGUAGGCUGCCCCAUCACACAGUCCUGGUGCCUGAAUACUCCCAUGAUCUACCUGGCCCAGUACAUCAGCUCCGACAUACUAAUAGGAUUGGGCUAUCCAGUUUGCAAUGUCAUGUCCUACACUUUAUACUCAAAAAUUCUAGGACCAAAGCCUCAGGGUGUCUACAUGGGAUGGUUAACCGCCUCUGGAAGUGGAGCACGAAUACUUGGGCCUGUUUUUGUGAGCCAAAUAUACACUCACCUGGGACCACGCUGGGCAUUUAGCUUAAUCUGUGGAGUAGUUGUAGUCUCUCUCUUACUCUUGGAGAUAGUAUAUAAGAGACUAAUUGCAUUUUCUGUCAGAUAUGGAAGGAUGCAAGAAGAGAAUUGUUAAAUAUGUAUUUAAAAAAAAAAAGUAAAACCAACCAGAAAGAACACUUUAGUUUAUUACUACUUUUUAAUGAGGAGUACCUAACCACUGACCUUAUUGGCUGUAUACUAAAAGCUCUAGACCUGUACUUACACAUUGAGAGAACACAUAACUUGAUCAUAUCUUAGUAUACAGUUACACCUGCUGCAACAGAGCUUUUGUAUUCUGCCUUUCUGGCAGUGGAGGAAGGGAUGUGAACAAGUUACAUCAAUACAGUGGCACAUUCGAAGUGUGUACAGUUUAAAUGAUGCGCCUGUGUACUAAAUGCAGCUGUGAAGGUCACAGGUUAUGUGCAUCCUUUCCAGAAAGAAGUAAAAGAAAUAUUUAUCUUGAUUCUGUGAAUCAGGAUUAGUAACUCUUUUGUAACUACAAGAUUAGUUGAUCUGCAUGCACUUUGUAUGGAAACAUCACUACCUAAGUGAAUGUUCGGGUGUUCAGUUUGCUAGCUUGUAAGCACUGGUUAAUACAACAUGUCUCACUUUGGAAACUGUUACGUAUCGGUACAUCUUCUCCAGGAUUUCAACUGAAAUGUGACAGAAUUGUAGAGGAAGGUAGGUGCCUAUGUCACAAACAGUUUGUGUGGAAUUUGGGUAUUUAAGUCAGUUAAGAGCCAUUGAAAAUCACAGCCGCAGUGGCUGUUACUUGAACUACAGUGAAUGGUACGUGCAAUUUUUCUUCUACCGUUUUGCUGAAUGCCUUUCUGUAGCAAGAAAGAUAACCUGCACAGUGUUGAGUUACAAGCUUUUCUUAACUUUACUACAAGAAGGAAAUACUAGGCAUGAUAGUUUACACUCUUGUCAUUUGUGAGAAGGCUGAGCAACCAGUGUUAAUUAAGUAAAAAGGAAAAAACUGGCUCCUUGGGUGUCGACUAUUAUUUGUUGACUUAUUUUUUCUAAUAUGGUACGAGAACCAGGAAUUUACAAUGUUUGAAACAUUCAGGGUUUAUUUUAAAAGAGUCAAAUAAUUUUCCUUCAUAACGGGGCCUAAGCUCAUCUGUACGGGUUUGUUUUAUCUGUUUCAAUACUACUGGAGAAAAAAAAUCUGGAAUAACUCCAAUAUGAGAGUUGGAGCUGCUGCUUAAUGUGUCUAAUAUUUGAUGCUUACUGAAUUUAUUAAAUGUUAUUAAGUAUUCCUAUGUAAUCAAUUGUUCAAACACUAAAAGACUACUGAAUUAAAAGAUUAUUUUUUCAAUACCGAUUGAAGGAUAUAUAGAGGUUUUAUUCUCUCUUGGGCUUUCCUGUGGUGGAAUCACAAAAUGUUAUAAGAAAGGACUUCACUUCUAUAAACAUUUCUUUUAUAUGCUAAUUCAUAAUAAAUAGUAACAGAAACACUGUGUUUUAGUGGUGAAAACAGGCUCCAAGGUGAAAUGCUUAGAGUUACAGCAACCAAGAGUUACUUUGGUCAUGAGCAAUUGGUGUUACUUGAAACAUGAGAAAUGCAAGAGUUUUCAAAAUGGCUAACAUGGUUAGGAUUUUGCGUUCUACAACUCAGUCUGUGCUGAAAAUAUGUAUGUUGUAGGAUUUGUGUUACUGUUGUUCUUCAGGCUAGCUAACUUCGGAUUUAAGAGUGAGAGAAUGUUUGGGUACUCGGAGGGAUUAUUUUAGCUGUAACAUAUUUAAAGGGUUAAGAAUAAAACUAGAUUCAAGUCUCCCAUUCUGCACUGAAUACCUGUAAAAUACAGAAUAACCCUAAAAAAGGGGUAGC